CAAACGCAUGCCUGUGCCUCGCGCGCGGGCGCGAAGCCUUUCGGCUGCGCAGCGCUGUCCUUUGGGGUCGCCUCAGCGCGCCCGGCAGCACGCUACACAGUCACGCAUGCAACGAGGCCUAGAAGUUCCACUGAAAUAUCAGGUGGCUAUGAUAGCCGGGCAAGCUACCUAUGCGUUGAGCUGAACAAGGAGUUCCGUGCAUGCGCAAGCCUGGACGAGCUCAAGUCUGCCUACGAAAGCGGAUCCUCGCAUAUGGACUCUGUGAAUCUGGCGACGCUAUGGUACCAACUUGUCGUCUUCGCGAAGCCCUCCACUAACUUCGCCGCAUGCCAGCAGUUCGCGCGGAGUCUGCUCAGCAAGACACUCGCGUUUGUGCCUACGAUGGAGCUGCGGCCACUUUCGAAUGUGAUAUACGCAAUGGGCAAGCUUCGGCUGGACCUGGCGUCAGAGCCCAUGGGCCCCUACCUCACCUCGCAUGUGGAGGAGCGUGUUGCAGAGCUGCUGGAUAAGGAGGGCUUCCACAACGAAAAGGAUAUCGGGCAGCUGUGGUACGGCCUGGCCCUGUGCAAAUACGAGUGGGACAGUGCGUUGCUGACGCGCCUGGCUGCCGGCACCAUUGAGGUUCUGGAUGAGCGGGAGCAUUUGAUGGGCACCGGUGACGUACUCGCCAACAUGGCGCAGCUCGCGGAGUCCAUCUCUAUUACAAACCAGCAGAAGGAGGAGCUGGCGCGGGCGGUAGGCGUGCUCAUGGAUCGCGUCGAGGAGGAGCCGCAGAGCGUCAAGGCACUUGCCGGCAUGGCGUGGGCUUCACUCGCAUUCGAGCUGCCCGUGCCUCAGUCGCUGCUCCGGCGCCAAGUCAAACUGCUGCUGGAGGCACCCAGGCCAUUUACGGACCUCAAAUCACCUCGUACAGGUUUGGGGCAUUGUCUCAGAGACCUCAGCAAACUCGGCGCCAAGCCCGAGACGCCGGCGGAGGCGCAGGCUUGGUUCGAGAUGCUGCGCGACAUCACGCCAACACAGUGGACAUUGGAAGAGGUGCGAGUGGGGCUCGGAACGUUGGCGUCAUGCAACACCUACUCGCCCUCGCCCGAGGCAAAGCAGAUGGUGCUGGAUGCCGCGGCCUCCAAGGGCGUGCGGUCCGCGGCGGACGCGGGCGUGCUGCUGCAGCUGUCCGAGGCGUGGGGCAUUGCGCUGCCGGCAGAGGUGCGCGCUCGUUUAGUGCGCAUGCGUGGCAGCGGCGGUCCCAAGCCGUAGGUGCAUACGCCGGGCUGUGUCGCGAGGCUGUGAGGAAGGAAGAUGCAGUAGAGCAUGUAGUGCCCCGCUGCCUCAUAGCCACGGUAACAUGCAUGGCAGGCCGCCUGGUUGUGUCUGCAGGGGCGAGCGGGGGAUACAAGCUAGGGUAGUGGGGAUUGUGAUUGCAAGUGUGGUUGCAAUGAAGGGUUGCUGCAAGCGCAUGCAGUGGCACAAAGUUGCACUGAGCAGCAUGAAGAGCGGCGUUCGCGUCUGGGGCGGGUCGCUUGCACAUGCAAGAAAGUGGUUGCAGUAGCGCAUGCUGCGCCGCUUUGGGCCGAGUACGGCAUGGCCCGUCCCGUGGACCGUGCCCCUUGGGAAUGUGUGAUGCGGUCAUGGGUUUACUUCACCCUGUGUGUUUUUGACAUCGGAAGGUUGCUUAUCUAGCACGGCUUGGAUUGUUGUCCUCGGGAUGUAUGCGCGCACGGCAGUAGAGACGCAGCAACUGGGCCUCCUGAAGGGAUGCGCACAAAGCCACAAAGCAGUCAGGUUCGUGGCUCUUGAGGGUGGUGGCAAGGGUGGCAAGGCAGCGGCACGGUCAUGAAGAGCAGCGUCAAGGAAGAGAGCAGCAUGAGAGCACAACAGAGACGGUAGGUCGUAGACACCGCUCCAAGCCCAGUGCGUGAUGAUGGCUCAUGGCCCUACUAGUGGGGUACGGUAGGUCAUGUGCGUGCAGCAGCCACGUGCGGGUUGCUAUCAGCAGAGCGCCAGGGAUGUAGCGCCAUAAACGGAUCUUAAGUUACACGCGGCUGGGGCCAGCGGCGUCACGGAGGCAGCGACAUUGUGUGCAUGUGAAGGCAUUGUGGGCUUGGCAUGCCUGUCGCGGGUUAAUCCAGUGUGUGAGAGGCGGCCGGCGGUGGUGCGGUCAUCUGUGACGUGGCGGUGCGAAUGAUUGCUUCAACUGGUAAAUAAAUCCGGGCAAGAUGGCGAGUGAGUGGAAUGCCGUAGGGGGAGCUGCGUGGGGUCCGCUGCACGCUGCAAUAGUAUGCGGCAGUAAGCGGUGACAUGCAUGAGGCGAGUUUCUAUGGAGAUGUAGCAAGCCUACCUAAGACUCCACUACGCGCUCUGCCAUUAGUAUCCCGCCGGCGGCAGCAGGCGCAACAGUGAAGGGGCUGGUGGAUCGAUAUCCCGGCGUGUGUGGAGGGGGUAAGUGGGGGCAGAGCCGCAGAAGCAGGCAUGCGUGCAUUGGUGGUGGGAACCUCAGAAAGGAGGGCGGGACUGGUCAGGGGUUCCUGGGGCUGUGGAGGAGAAGGCAUGCUCAAGACAGAUGUUGCUGUCCUCGAGACUGGCAAGGACGCCUGUCUUCAGGUUUGCCAUGGACCGAAAAGCUUGGGAAA
Molecule: messenger RNA, 2627 nt
Organism: Chlamydomonas reinhardtii
Lineage: Eukaryota; Viridiplantae; Chlorophyta; Chlorophyceae; Chlamydomonadales; Chlamydomonadaceae
Exons: 2
Coding region: 253-1254 (333 amino acids)
Source: RefSeq, a predicted model, not a curated record